This is a messenger RNA of Fonsecaea nubica, 1176 nucleotides long. Its product is annotated as 3-isopropylmalate dehydrogenase. The transcript is spliced from 2 exons. Gene Ontology annotation, molecular function: 3-isopropylmalate dehydrogenase activity; NAD binding; magnesium ion binding. NCBI's taxonomy places the organism in Eukaryota, Fungi, Ascomycota, Eurotiomycetes, Chaetothyriales, Herpotrichiellaceae. Gene Ontology annotation, cellular component: cytosol. Gene Ontology annotation, biological process: L-leucine biosynthetic process. Bases 1 to 1176 code for a protein of 391 amino acids. The record is from RefSeq and is a predicted model, not a curated record.
AUGGCGGCCCCGGCCUCCAACUCUGCGCAGACAUUCCGCGUUCUCGUCCUCCCCGGCGACCAUGUCGGCCCUGAAAUCAUGGACGAAGCCUUGCGAGUUCUGGACACUGUCGAAAUCGCCUCCAAGGGCCGGCUCAAGUUCGAGUUCAACCACCAGAUAUGCGGUGGAUGCAGUAUCGACAAGCACGGGACGCCUAUUACGGAUGAGGUGCUGAGGAUUGCAAAGGAAGAGAGCGAUGCCGUGUUGUUUGGGAGUGUGGGCGGACCUGAAUGGGGAACGGCCUGGCCAAACCCGGAAUCUGGUCUCCUGCGUCUCCGCCAGCACCUCGACACUUUCGCCAAUAUUCGCCCCUGUACAUUCUACUCCCGCUCGUUGCUGUCACUAUCCCCUCUGAAAGCUUCUAUCGCCGAGGGCACGAAUUUCAUCGUCCUGCGCGAGAACUGCAGCGGUGCCUACUUCGGUACCAAGGUCGAAGAAGCCGACUUUGCCAGUGACUCGUGGGCAUAUCGACGGGACGAAGUCGAACGAUGCGCACGGGUUGCUGCUGCCCUGGCUACGACCAUGGGCAAGGACGGCAAAGGCAACGGAGGGCCCGCGACUGUGUGGUCCAGCGACAAGGCCAACGUGCUUGCAUCCGGCCGCCUGUGGCGCAAAGUCACCUCGGAGGUCUUCGCCAAGGAGUUCCCUAACGUCGAGCUGAAGCACCAAUUGGCCGACAGCUUGUCGAUGCUGAUGGUUCGCAACCCGAAGAUGUUCAACGGCAUCAUCCUCACGGACAACACCUUUGGCGACAUGCUGUCUGAUCAGGCCGGCGGCGUGGUUGGCACCCUGGGCGUCUUACCCAGUGCCAGUCUCUCUGGCAUUCCAGACGGAAAAACUCGAUGCAACGGCAUCUACGAACCCGUGCACGGAUCGGCGCCAGACAUUGCUGGAAAGGGCAUCGUGAACCCCGUCGCUCAAAUCCUUUCGGCGGCCUUGAUGUUGCGGUAUUCGUUCAACCUCACCGCUGAAGCCGCCGCCAUCGAAGCUGCAGUGGCCAAAGUUCUCGACAGCAAGGACAUUGGCGGCUUGGAGAUCCGAAGCGGCGAUCUGGGCGGAAAGGCAAAGACCAAGGAGAUCGGUGAUGCCGUGUGCAGGGUUCUCGAAGAGCUCCUGGUGAACCCGCAGAGCUCGUAA